CUUUGAUUUUUUUUGGCAUGCUUAUGAAUUUGCUUUUCUUUUUUAAAAUCCCCCUUAUUAUAGAUAUGUAUAUAGAUUUGGUUGAAGUCACAGAUGCCAUAUUCUUCAUCUUUAUAAUGCAAGUUUUCUUUCCAGGUAGAAGGACAAGAAAAUAAUGAGCCAAUGCCAUAGAAACGCAAAGGGUUAAAGGUUUUUCUUUUACUUUUGUUUUGGGUACGCUUUCUAUACUUGGAACAAAUGUGUUUUUCUGCUCAAAAUACUUUCAAACUAUUGAAAGUUUUCAUUCCAAAUCCUAGACUUUUGGGCUUGUUACUUUUGAGAAACUGUUUCUCACAUUAGAGCUCCCCUCAUAUUGCUCUAAAUAUAGUUUAGUAAAUGCACCUACUUUGCUCUAAGCAUACUUAAAGUUAAAACAAAAGUAUGUAUACAAAGACUUUGAUAUUUUUAAUAGUGGAGUCUGUUUUGCUAAUUUUAGUGUGCAGGUCAGCACAAGGGGCAUAGUGAGCCUGAUGGAAGCUUUCCUCAGGUGAGUUUCAAAAACAAAAUUAGGUGCCUGUUUCUUAGAAUUAGAUUCUGCUGCAGGUUUACAAAUUAGACUUUCAGCCUGCAUGAAUUAGUAGGGAUAUUCUUUUUUUACUUGCAUAAUUGUAAUUGAUUUAAACAUGUAUGUCAGAAUUCACAGGCCCAUACUAACUGUCCUUAAUUUCUUUCCUACAGCAGUACUGCUAUAUGCCAGUCCUGUCUGCAUUCUUAAGGGUGCAGUUCAACACAUCCUCUCUAGAUUAUGGUGAAAAAGUAUUCCAAAGGAAGUCUUAUCAGAGCUAGUGUCAGAAAGAAUGACACUAUCAAUUGGGCAUGAUCUUCAGCAUAGGAAAUGUCUUGGAAUUUUAUUAUUUUUUCCUAAAUUGUGAUGCUAUACUACUGGUAUAGCUAAUUAUCACAUUUCUAAAACAUAGUGUGCCUCUGUGAAUCUUGUUAUAUACUGUUUGGGCUUCUUUAAGAUAUUUUGAAGUUUGAAAGCAAAUGCUGAAACUUGAACCAAGAGACUAACACAUCUCUUUGUACACCACUUUUCUUCUGUGUGCAACAUAAUAACUGGUAGAAGUAAUAUAUUUCAAGUAAUAUGUUUCCGAUUGUAAUUUAUACUUUCUAAGAAAAUAAAAAUGUUUUUGGGUCAACGAAACUUAAAAAGAAUGAAGCCCUUUUUAGUAACAUGACAUCAGAGUAAGAUGAUAGGUGUAUUUUAAAAGUCAGAUUUUCUAAACUGCAACUGUUUUAGAACGUUAUAUGGAGAACUUCUCUAGAUAUAGUUAUUUGUAGUCAGGAUUUUAACAGCUUGCAACAGGUAAUGUUUUGAAUAUAAAUAUCUUUCCAAAGUGUUACUAAUGGUAAAGAGAUAAUUUUCUAGGCUUCUAUUCUGCUGCUUGAAGUCAGAACUGCUGAUGGAGACAAAGGCACGAAAGUGAGGGAAGACCCCUGAUCCUAAAAUGAACGCUAGGACUUACAUGGAUGUAAUGCGAGAACAGCAUUUAACUAAAGAAGAGAGAGAAAUUAGGCAGCAGCUAGCAGAAAAAGCUAAAGCUGGAGAACUAAAAGUUGUCAAUGGAGCAGCAGCGUCUCAGCCUCCCUCAAAACGAAAACGGCGUUGGGAUCAAACAGCCGAUCAGACUCCUGGUGCCACUCCCAAAAAGCUGUCAAGUUGGGAUCAAGCAGAGACCCCUGGACAUACCCCUUCCUUAAGAUGGGAUGAGACACCAGGUCGUGCAAAGGGAAGUGAGACUCCUGGAGCGACCCCUGGCUCAAAAAUAUGGGAUCCUACACCUAGUCACACACCAGCGGGAGCUGCUACUCCGGGGCGUGGGGACACACCUGGCCAUGCAACACCAGGCCAUGGAGGCGCAACUUCCAGUGCUCGUAAAAACAGAUGGGAUGAGACCCCCAAAACAGAAAGAGAUACUCCUGGACAUGGUAGUGGAUGGGCUGAGACCCCUCGAACAGAUCGAGGUGGAGAUUCAAUUGGUGAAACACCAACUCCUGGAGCCAGUAAAAGAAAGUCACGUUGGGAUGAAACACCAGCCAGUCAGAUGGGUGGAAGCACUCCUGUUCUGACCCCUGGAAAGACACCAAUUGGCACACCAGCCAUGAACAUGGCUACCCCUACUCCAGGUCACAUAAUGAGUAUGACUCCUGAACAGCUUCAGGCUUGGCGGUGGGAAAGAGAAAUUGAUGAGAGAAAUCGCCCACUUUCUGAUGAGGAAUUAGAUGCUAUGUUUCCAGAAGGAUACAAGGUACUUCCCCCUCCAGCUGGUUAUGUUCCUAUUCGAACUCCAGCUCGGAAGCUGACAGCAACUCCAACACCUUUGGGUGGCAUGACUGGUUUCCACAUGCAAACUGAAGAUAGGACGAUGAAAAGCGUUAAUGACCAACCAUCUGGAAAUCUUCCAUUUUUAAAACCCGAUGAUAUUCAGUACUUUGAUAAACUUUUGGUUGAUGUUGAUGAAUCAACACUUAGUCCAGAAGAGCAAAAAGAGAGAAAAAUAAUGAAACUGCUUUUAAAAAUUAAGAAUGGAACACCUCCAAUGAGAAAGGCUGCAUUGCGUCAGAUUACUGAUAAAGCUCGUGAAUUUGGAGCUGGUCCUUUGUUUAAUCAGAUUCUUCCUCUCCUGAUGUCUCCUACACUUGAGGAUCAAGAGCGUCAUUUACUUGUGAAAGUUAUUGAUCGAAUAUUAUACAAACUUGAUGACUUAGUUCGACCAUAUGUGCACAAGAUCCUUGUGGUCAUUGAACCAUUGUUGAUUGAUGAAGAUUACUAUGCCAGAGUGGAAGGUCGAGAGAUUAUUUCUAAUUUGGCAAAGGCUGCUGGUCUGGCUACUAUGAUCUCUACCAUGAGACCUGAUAUUGAUAACAUGGAUGAGUAUGUCCGUAACACAACAGCUAGAGCUUUUGCUGUUGUAGCCUCUGCCCUGGGCAUUCCUUCAUUGUUGCCCUUCUUAAAAGCUGUGUGUAAAAGCAAGAAGUCCUGGCAAGCAAGACACACUGGUAUUAAGAUUGUUCAGCAGAUCGCUAUUCUUAUGGGCUGUGCCAUCUUGCCACAUCUCAGAAGUCUAGUCGAAAUCAUUGAGCAUGGUCUUGUGGAUGAGCAACAGAAAGUUCGGACAAUUAGUGCUUUGGCCAUUGCUGCCUUGGCUGAAGCCGCAACUCCGUAUGGUAUUGAGUCUUUUGAUUCUGUGUUAAAGCCUCUGUGGAAGGGUAUCCGCCAACACAGAGGAAAGGGUCUGGCUGCUUUCUUAAAAGCUAUUGGGUAUCUCAUUCCUCUUAUGGAUGCAGAAUAUGCCAACUACUAUACCAGAGAAGUGAUGCUGAUCCUCAUUCGAGAAUUUCAGUCUCCUGAUGAAGAAAUGAAGAAAAUUGUGCUGAAGGUAGUUAAGCAGUGUUGUGGAACAGAUGGUGUAGAAGCAAACUACAUCAAAACAGAGAUUCUUCCGCCCUUUUUUAAACACUUCUGGCAACACAGAAUGGCUUUGGAUAGAAGAAAUUACCGUCAGUUAGUUGAUACUACCGUGGAGUUGGCAAACAAAGUAGGUGCGGCAGAAAUUAUAUCUAGGAUUGUGGAUGAUCUGAAAGAUGAAGCUGAACAGUACAGAAAAAUGGUGAUGGAGACAAUUGAGAAGAUUAUGGGCAACUUGGGAGCCGCAGAUAUUGAUCAUAAACUUGAAGAACAGCUGAUUGAUGGCAUUCUUUAUGCAUUCCAGGAGCAGACUACAGAGGACUCAGUAAUGUUGAAUGGCUUUGGCACAGUGGUCAAUGCUCUAGGCAAACGAGUCAAACCUUACUUGCCUCAGAUCUGUGGUACAGUUUUGUGGCGUUUAAAUAACAAAUCGGCAAAAGUUAGGCAACAGGCAGCUGACCUGAUCUCUCGAACUGCUGUUGUCAUGAAGACUUGUCAAGAGGAAAAAUUGAUGGGGCACUUGGGCGUUGUUUUGUAUGAAUAUUUGGGUGAAGAGUACCCUGAAGUAUUGGGCAGCAUUCUUGGAGCACUGAAGGCCAUUGUAAAUGUAAUAGGUAUGCAUAAGAUGACCCCACCAAUUAAAGAUCUCCUGCCUAGACUCACCCCCAUCUUAAAGAACAGGCAUGAAAAAGUACAAGAGAAUUGUAUCGAUCUUGUCGGACGUAUUGCUGACAGGGGAGCUGAAUAUGUGUCUGCGAGAGAAUGGAUGAGGAUUUGCUUUGAGCUUUUGGAGCUCUUAAAAGCUCACAAAAAAGCUAUUCGGAGAGCCACAGUCAACACAUUUGGCUACAUUGCAAAGGCCAUUGGCCCUCAUGAUGUUUUGGCUACACUUUUAAAUAACCUCAAAGUUCAGGAAAGGCAGAACAGAGUUUGUACCACCGUAGCAAUAGCUAUCGUCGCAGAAACAUGUUCACCCUUCACAGUACUACCUGCCUUAAUGAAUGAAUACAGAGUUCCUGAGCUGAAUGUUCAAAACGGAGUGUUAAAAUCGCUUUCCUUCUUAUUUGAAUAUAUCGGUGAAAUGGGAAAGGACUACAUUUAUGCUGUAACACCGUUGCUUGAAGAUGCUUUAAUGGAUAGGGACCUUGUACACAGGCAGACGGCUAGUGCGGUGGUGCAGCACAUGUCACUCGGGGUGUAUGGAUUUGGUUGUGAAGAUUCACUGAAUCACUUGUUGAACUAUGUAUGGCCCAAUGUGUUUGAGACCUCUCCACAUGUGAUUCAGGCGGUUAUGGGAGCCCUGGAGGGCCUGAGAGUUGCUAUCGGACCAUGUAGAAUGUUGCAGUAUUGUUUACAGGGUCUGUUUCACCCGGCCCGGAAAGUCAGAGACGUGUACUGGAAGAUUUACAACUCCAUCUACAUUGGUUCUCAGGACGCGCUCAUAGCACAUUACCCAAGAAUCUACAAUGAUGAUAAGAACACCUAUAUUCGUUACGAACUUGACUAUAUCUUAUAGCUUUAUUGUUUAUGUUGUGUUUAAUGCACAGCUGUUUCACCUCUUAGACUUGCUUCGAUUUGGUGAUAUAAACUUUUAAACAUUGCAGAUCAGGUAGAACUGGUCAUAGAGGAAGAGCUAGAAAUCAGUAGCAUGAUUUUUAAAUAACCCGUCUUUGUUUUUGAUGUUAAACAGUAAACGCCAGUAGUGACCAAGAACACAGUGAUUACACACGCUAUACUGGAGGGAUUUCAUUUUUAAUUCAUCUUUAUGAGAAUUUAGAAUUCAUUCCUUGUGUUUAAAGGGAAUGUUUAAUUGAGAAAUAAACAUUUGUGUACAAAAUGCUAA
Molecule: messenger RNA, 5291 nt
Organism: Mustela lutreola (European mink)
Lineage: Eukaryota; Metazoa; Chordata; Mammalia; Carnivora; Mustelidae
Gene: SF3B1
Product: splicing factor 3b subunit 1
Exons: 22
Coding region: 1488-4964 (1158 amino acids)
Biological process (GO): spliceosomal complex assembly
Cellular component (GO): U12-type spliceosomal complex; U2-type prespliceosome; U2 snRNP
Molecular function (GO): mRNA binding
Source: RefSeq, a predicted model, not a curated record